AUGGACAAGUCACAUGCAGCAUAUCUCUCUCCGCAAGAUCUCUUGAGAAGUUAUCACCCCUCUGAAGUACCUUUAUCCGUGCCAUCGGGAGGGGAAAUUAGUGAGCGGGAAAAUGAUGUAUUGCUUAUUCCGAUCGAUGUCCCAGAUUUAUCUGGGGAAUUGUAUUCCGCGCCUUUGAAUUCAGAGGAGGGGGAAAUCAUUGAGCAGGAAGAAGAAAUCUCUAUUGUUCCUAUCAAUAUCCCGGAAGCAUCUUCGAUAUCCUACUCAGCACCCCUAGAAAAACCUCUAAUCGAGGAACAAAACGAAAUACACAAAAUCCGACUCAGCGCCCCCGCCUCCUCAACCCAGUCCCACACUCCCUAUUCCAUCCGCUACGAACUCCCCUCCCCCCGCUCUACAAUCAUCACCCAAAAAGACAUCGGCUUCCUUUCCGACGCCGGAGUCCGCGGUUCCGUAUCCACCGUCUGCCACGGAACAUUCCACUCCCAGCCCGCUACCCUCCUCCUCUUUACAUUUAUUUUCCGCUCCGGAGACCAUGGAUUUCGAUUCAAAAACGCGAGUGUGAAGAUUGAUUUCUCCAGCCACUCAUCCUCAUCCUCCUCCUCUUCCUCCACCCGUACCAAAGAACCCACUUGGACGCCCACAAUCAGCGCGCUCGCCCCCCGCAAAAUCUACGGCCUCCCCACAGCCGUCCACCAAACCCGCAAACUCGCCGGAGAAAUCUCCCUACAGGUUCCUCUCGGCCCCACAACUCUCGGUCCCUCCACCUCCCUCUCGCACGAAUCAUCUUUUUCGCUCGCGCAUCGCUACUCGCUCGUCGGAAAUCUCUGGUCGCAACCCCAUUCCGCGUCGUGGGAUUCCGUGUACUGGGAUUUGCGCGAGAAUAAGCAGACGAAGGGGGGCAUUCCGGAUCGCGUGGAUGUGGGGGUUGUGGUUUGUAGAGAGGGGGGGGCUUUUCAGGCGGAGGUGAGGGUCGAGGUGGAUACGCCGGUCAUGAGGGGGGUGUGGGGGUGGCCGUGGGGAAGGGGGAGUCCGGUGGUUUUUGUGGAGGGGGUGGAGACUGGGGGGGAGAGGGUACGCACGAGGAGGUUUGAGGAGUUGGGAACGGGGGAUUGGAGGGGCUUGGUGGGUUGGGAGGGGGAGUGGGUGGAUGUUGUUGUGGGGGGAUUGCAGGUGGGGGAGAGGGAGAGGGAGAGGGAGGAGAAGGCUUGA
Botrytis byssoidea is the source of this 1212-nucleotide messenger RNA. RefSeq lists its product as uncharacterized. The record is from RefSeq and is a predicted model, not a curated record. The transcript has a single exon. Lineage: Eukaryota; Fungi; Ascomycota; Leotiomycetes; Helotiales; Sclerotiniaceae. The coding region runs from base 1 to 1212 and encodes 403 amino acids.